Molecule: messenger RNA, 2349 nt
Organism: Quercus lobata
Lineage: Eukaryota; Viridiplantae; Streptophyta; Magnoliopsida; Fagales; Fagaceae
Exons: 6
Coding region: 1-2349 (782 amino acids)
Molecular function (GO): nucleic acid binding; RNA-DNA hybrid ribonuclease activity
Source: RefSeq, a predicted model, not a curated record
AUGCAUCUUCAAGGGGUACCUGAUGAGAUAAUGUAUAGAGCCUUCCCUACCACCCUUAAGGGUUCAGCGCGAGUUUGGUUUAGUAAAAUACCCCCAAAUUCGGUGAGUUCUUUUGAAGAGUUGAGCAAAUUGUUUGUUAACAAUUUCAUUGAGGGACAAAGGCACAAGCGUUCCUCGUCCAGUUUGUUGACAAUAGAGCAGGGAGAGAACGAGAGCCUUCGGUCAUUUAUCACCCGUUUCAACAGAGAAGCUCUCAGUGUGGAUGAAGCAAAUGAUAAGCUUCCACUGGCAGCCUUCCAUAACGGGCAACAAAUUGAAAAUCUCAUAAGGCAAGGGAAGUUGAGGGGCUUCCUUGGACGAGACCAGAGGGACGAGAAACAGAAGGGAAAGAUGGAAGAAUCAUCACGACCACCACUCGGGGAGAUAAGAGUCAUUAUUGGGGGAAGUUCAACUGGCCAGUCAUCCAAGUCCAAGAAAGCAUACUUGAAGGUAGUACAGAGCGUCCAACUUUCUAGACGAUCACCGAGAGCAAGGUCCACGGACGAGCGGGCAAUCACUUUCACGGACGAGGAUGCUGACCGAAUUCAUCACCCCCAUGAUGAUGCUCUUGUCAUCUCCUUACUAAUUGCAAACUACACAACUAGAAGAGUGCUUGUGGACAAUGGAAGCUCAGCAGACAUUUUAUAUUAUCCAGCUUUUCAACAGAUGAGAUUAGGACGAGACCAGCUCCGUCCAGUGAACUCCCCCCUAGUAGAUUUUGGUGGGAUGAAGGUGCAACCAAUGGGUACUAUUUCCUUAUCCGUGGUAGUGGGGGCAUAUCCACGACAAAUCACCAAGGAUGUGAACUUCCUUGUGGUAGAUUGUCCAUCCUCCUACAAUGCCAUAAUUGGGAGACCAACUUUGAAUAGUUGGAAAGCCGUUACCUCUACUUACCACUUAUCAGUCAAGUUUCCAACAGAACACGGGGUAGGACAGGUACAAGGUGACCAACUGGCAGCAAGAGAAUGUUACUUGGUCAUGCUAGCCAUGGAUGAACAAGUUCAAGCAAUGAAUAUUGAAGAAAAGAAGGACGAAGGAAGGCAUCUAGACGACCUGCAGGAGACAUUUGACACAUUGAGGCAGUAUCACAUGAAGCUGAAUCCUAGCAAAUGUGCCUUUGGAGUAUUGUCAGGAAAAUUCCUUGGCUUUAUGGUCUCCCACAGGGGAAUUGAAGCAAAUCCAGAUAAAAUUCAAGCAAUAUUGGACAUGAAGCCACCGCAAAAUACCAAGGAAAUCCAAUCCCUCACUGGACGAGUUGCUGCGCUUAACAGUUCAGCAUUGAUAAGAGAGGAAGAUAAAGUGCAAAGACUUGUGUACUAUACAAGCAAGGCAUUGAAAGGAGCGGAAGGACAGUAUCCACAAAUGGAGAAAUUAGUCUUCGCAUUGAUCACCGCUUCAAGGAAGCUGAGGCAUUAUUUCCAAGCACAUGUCAUUAAUGUCAUGACAGAUCAUCCGCUCAAGAAGGCAAUGAAUAGACUGGAAGCUGCAGGACGAUUAAUCCAGUGGGCUGUGGAGCUUAGUGAGUUCGAUAUCAGGUAUCAACCAAGGCAUGCCAUAAAAGCUCAAGCCCUAGCAGAUUUUAUUGAAGAGUUUACCCCAAGUCAUAAUGAGACAGAAGACAGUAAGAGAUGGAUCGUCCACGUGGAUGGUUCAUCUACACGGCAUGCAGGAGGAAUUGGUGUGGUCCUGCAAUCCCCAGAAGGAGAUAAACUGAAACAUAAAGUCCGUCUACAGUACCAAGCGACUAACAAUGAAGUCGAAUAUGAAGCCCUCCUCAAAGGGCUAGAAUUGGCUAAGUCCAUGGAAGCCAAGUCCAUAUGUGUCAUGGGGGAUUCCCAACUGAUCAUGGGGCAAGUGAAUGGGAUGGAGGAGAACGUGGAAGCUGAUACUAUAGCAAAAGAAGUCUCAACAGAUGAAUCAUUAGAGAAGUCAGAUGAAGUUCAAUAUAUGCCAAGUAUAGAUGUCCCGGAAGUACAACAGGUGGAUAACAGAGAAAAUUGGAUGACUCCCAUUAUAUCAUACUUGAAAGACGGACGACUACCAAAAGAGAAGGACGAGGCCAGAAAGGCAACCAUCGGAAUACCUCACCCCAAUGGUGGCACCGUGGCCCUUCGCAUAAUGGGGACUGGACAUUUUGGGUCCCUUCCCUUUGGGAAUAAGGCAGAUGAAAUUUUUAGUGGUGGGCAUCGAUUACUUCACCAAAUGGGUGGAAGCAGAACCGUUGGCAAAUAUCACACAACAGAAUGUGAAAAACUUCAUGUGGAAGAACAUUGUAUGCAGAUUUGGAGUGCCAAAGGUAUUGGUGUCUGA